This is a messenger RNA of Penicillium atrosanguineum, 1179 nucleotides long. RefSeq lists its product as uncharacterized. Gene Ontology annotation, biological process: biosynthetic process; mitochondrial respiratory chain complex I assembly. Gene Ontology annotation, cellular component: mitochondrion. The transcript has 2 exons. Bases 1 to 1179 code for a protein of 392 amino acids. NCBI's taxonomy places the organism in Eukaryota, Fungi, Ascomycota, Eurotiomycetes, Eurotiales, Aspergillaceae. The record is from RefSeq and is a predicted model, not a curated record.
AUGUCCUUCCUCAAAGAGGCUGUUCGCCCAUACCGGGUGACGCCAGCAUGGCGCCUAUAUUCGCGACAAUGCCAGCGGCACUUCCAGCCUCAGAAAAGGCUGUUCAGCCAGAGUCGCGCCGUCUCCUCCACUGCCUCCGCCGAGGAAAUCAACGGCGCGCAUAAAUACUGUGUCGCUCUACUCUCAAAAUACGACCGACCCUCCUACACCCUGAGCACCUUCAUCCCACCCCACGCCAGAUCCUUCUACAUAGCCCUCCGUGCCCUUAACGUCUCACUUUCCUUAAUCCCCGACACAACCUCCUCUCCAACUAUUGGCCUAAUGCGCCUCCAAUUCUGGCGCGACGCCGUAACAAAAGUCUUAGCCGGCUCGCCACCAAAAGAACCCGUCGCCAUCCUCCUCGCCUCCGCCAUCUCCGAGCUGAACGAGCGCACACAAGGCGGAGCGCGGAUAAGCAAGGGCUGGCUGAACCGCCUGAUCAGUGCCAGGGAACAGACGCUCACGAAUGAUCCGUACCCGAAUAUCGCGGCGCUGGAACAAUAUGCCGAGAAUACGUAUUCUACGCUUAUGUAUUUGACGCUGUCAGCAUUGCCGAUGGCUUCUGUUACGGCAGAUCAUAUUGCUUCGCAUAUUGGGAAGGCAGCGGGAAUUGCGACUGUUUUGCGUGGAUUGCCGCUUGUUGCGUUUCCCACGCCGGCGGCGAUGUCGCCUAGUGGGAGCUCAGUUAGCGCUGGGCCUAAGCAGGGAGCUGUUAUGUUGCCUCUGGAUAUCAUGGCACAGGCGGGUGUGAAGGAGGAGGAGGUUUUGCGGCGUGGAGCUGAUGCUGAGGGUCUACGGGACGCUGUUUUCACUGUCGCUACGCGGGCGAGUGAUCAUCUGAUUACUGUCGACCAGAUGUUGAGCAAUCUCCGGGCUGGUAAAGAUGUCGGACACGACUUCGAGCACGAGGGUGAAGAAGGCCAUGAGUAUGAACAUGAUGUGCUAGGUGCGCAGACUCGCGAGUCGCCUGUUGAUGAAAUCAAUCGGGCCUUUGGUGUCUUUAUGCCGGCUGUCUCUACGCGCAUGUGGCUUGAUCGGCUACAGCAGUAUGAUUUCGAUGUCUUUCGUCCGGAGCUGCUUCGGUCAGAUUGGAAAUUCCCUUGGAAGGCCUAUAUGGCUUUCAGUCGGAAGGCUAUUUAA